AUGAAGUUCUCCAUCGCCGCUAUUGCCACCCUGGCCGCUGCUGCCUCUGCCCAGUACAGCGGGGCUCAGCAGUACCAGCAACAGCCCCAGCAGUACCAGCAGCAGCCCCAGCAGUACCAGCAGCAGCCAUGGCAAUACUCUCAGCAGCAGAACAAGUACUCCCCUGCUGAAGCUCAGGCCUGGCACUCGUGCAUCGACCGGUUGCUCGAUCAGUUCAACACCGGCAACACGGGCAGCUCGGUUUCUUGCUCCACUUUCAAGUGCCUCGACGAUAAUGCUGCUACGUACGGCCGAGGUGGAGUCCUUGCUGGUCUUGGACAAGUUGUUUCCUUGGCCUGCAACUUUGGUGGAAUCAUCCCUGUAAGAAAUCCCUCCCCCAUUGCCUCUAAGGGAGGUCUUUCGCUUAACUGA
Molecule: messenger RNA, 411 nt
Organism: Penicillium cataractarum
Lineage: Eukaryota; Fungi; Ascomycota; Eurotiomycetes; Eurotiales; Aspergillaceae
Exons: 1
Coding region: 1-411 (136 amino acids)
Source: RefSeq, a predicted model, not a curated record